Messenger RNA from Manacus vitellinus (golden-collared manakin), 1037 nucleotides. It is a transcript of the gene OTC, whose product is annotated as ornithine carbamoyltransferase. Gene Ontology annotation, biological process: L-citrulline biosynthetic process. The transcript has 9 exons. Gene Ontology annotation, cellular component: mitochondrion. The record is from RefSeq and is a predicted model, not a curated record. Gene Ontology annotation, molecular function: amino acid binding; ornithine carbamoyltransferase activity. The coding region runs from base 1 to 1011 and encodes 336 amino acids. NCBI's taxonomy places the organism in Eukaryota, Metazoa, Chordata, Aves, Passeriformes, Pipridae.
AUGCUGUUUAAUGUGAGGAGCUUUGUCAGCAUUGCAAAACUAACAGAGACCAGGAAGCAGCUGCUGCGACAGUUCUGGUAUGGGCGACCAGCUCAAAUGAAUGUUCAUCUGAAAGGCCAGGACCUCCUUACUCUACAGAACUACACAGCAGAUGAGCUGAAGUAUUUGCUGUGGAUGGCCUCAGAUUUGAAACAAAGGAUAAAGUACAAAGGAGAGUAUUUACCUUUGAUGCAAGGAAAAUCUUUGGCCAUGAUUUUUGAGAAGAGAAGCACGAGAACAAGAUUAUCUGCAGAAACAGGAUUUGCUCUCCUUGGAGGACAUCCUUCCUUCCUUACAACACAAGACAUACAUCUGGGCACUAAUGAGAGUCUCACAGAUACAGUGAGGGUGCUGUCCAGCAUGACAAAUGCAAUCUUGGCUCGAGUUUAUAAGCAUAAUGAUCUGGACCUAAUGGCAAAAGAAUCCACGAUCCCAAUAAUCAAUGGACUGUCCGACUUAUAUCAUCCUCUCCAGAUUUUAGCUGAUUACCUAACCCUUCAGGAGCACUAUGGUGGGCUGAAUGGACUCACUAUCACCUGGAUUGGGGAUGGAAACAAUGUCCUCCACUCCAUCAUGACAAGUGCUGCAAAGCUGGGAAUGCACCUGCAUAUUGCCACUCCCAAGUAUGGUACCAAGUUUCUUCUGACAACAGAUCCUUUAGAAGCUGCAGACAAUGCUAAUGUCUUAGUUACAGACACGUGGAUAAGUAUGGGACAAGAAGAGGAAAAGAAAGAAAGACUAAAGGCCUUUCAAGGUUAUCAAAUUACAAUGCAGACUGCAAAAUCUGCUGCUUCCAACUGGACUUUUUUACAUUGUUUACCCAGAAAACCUGAAGAAGUUGAUGAUGAAGUAUUUUAUUCCCCACGAUCACUGGUUUUCCAGGAGGCUGAAAACAGAAAAUGGACAAUUAUGGCUGUCAUGGUUUCCCUGCUGACAGAUUACUCACCACAGCUACAAAAACCUACAUUUUGAUGCUUGGAUUCCUACCAGGAGAAAAA